AUGGACCCCGUCAUCAUAACGCCGGAUGACGUAGCUGAGGCGGUACGUAGGGCCCCGAACUGGAAAAGUCCGGGACUCGACGGACUGCAUCACUACUGGCUGAAGGGGUUCGUGGUGUGUCACGCUGUGCUCGCCCGACAGUUUCAAGAGGCUCUCGACCAAAAGUCGCUCCCGAGCCUCUUCACUACUGGGAUCACUCAUUUAGUUCCUAAAGACCGGGAUUCCACAGACCCGAGCAAGUACCGCCCCAUAACGUGUCUACCUACCAUAUACAAGUCACUAACAUCCAUUUUGAGCGCGAGAAUCACUCGUCACCUGAACUCAAAUCAGGUGAUGUCGCGCGCUCAAAAUGGAUGCCGGGGCGGUGAUCGUGGAACCAAGGAACCACUCCUCAUUGACGCGGUCAUUGGCAAGGUGGUUAAACGCAACCGUCGGAACCUCUCCGCCGCCUGGAUAGACUACAAAAAGGCAUUCGACUCGGUGCCUCAUACAUGGCUUAAGAGGGUCCUCGAGCUGUACAAGGUUGACUGUACGGUUCGAGACUUCCUCGGGCAGUGUAUGGGGCAGUGA
Molecule: messenger RNA, 570 nt
Organism: Parnassius mnemosyne (clouded apollo)
Lineage: Eukaryota; Metazoa; Arthropoda; Insecta; Lepidoptera; Papilionidae
Source: the annotation of a GenBank genome assembly